Molecule: messenger RNA, 2381 nt
Organism: Lates calcarifer (barramundi perch)
Lineage: Eukaryota; Metazoa; Chordata; Actinopteri; Centropomidae
Product: thioredoxin-interacting protein
Exons: 6
Coding region: 99-1289 (396 amino acids)
Biological process (GO): protein transport
Cellular component (GO): cytoplasm
Molecular function (GO): ubiquitin protein ligase binding
Source: RefSeq, a predicted model, not a curated record
CUUUGUUUACAGCAGAUAAGUCGAGAUCGAUUUGAGGACUACGGAUCCACACCUCCGUUUUUCUUUAUCUCUAGCUUGCGUACCUGCAGGAAGCAGUCAUGGUGGCCAUGACGAAGAGAAUGAAAACCUUCCAAAUUACCUUUACGGAUCCCAGUAAGACUUUUUACUGCGGCGGGGACAAGGUGUCCGGUCGGAUAGAAGUGGAGGUGAACGAGGUGACGCGAGUGUCCGCAGUGAAGGUCCUGGGUCUGGGCUGCGCUAAAGUGGAGUACGCUAAAGGCAAGCAGCGGUGCCGACAGGAGGCCGAGUACCUCCGAUACGAAGAAGUACUGCGACUGGACGACCAGCCUACAGACUCAGACGGAUCUGUCGUUUUGAGGCCUGGCAACAAAUACGAGUACUCCUUUGGAUUUGAGCUCCCACAGCAAGGGCAGUUGGUGUCAUCCUACAAGGGGAAGUUUGGCUAUGUCCACUACUGUGUGAAGGCCCUGUUAGAGAGGCCACAGCAGCAGACGCUCGAGUGCAAGAAAUCCUUUGAGGUGGAGGAGCCCCUGGAUGUCAACACCCCAGACCUGUUGUCUCCCACAGGUGGCAUGAAGGAGAAGAAGGUCACCUGCAUGUUCAUCCCCGAUGGCCAGGUGUCACUGAAUGCAAAAAUUGACCGGCGUGGUUUCUGCGAAGGUGAAGACAUCUACAUCAAUGCAAAGUUCGAGAACACCUGCUCCCGCAUUGUGAUACCCAAGGCCGCCAUCAUCGCCAAACACAUCUACCAGGCUAACGGCCGCACCAAGGUCUUCCGCCAGAAGCUGUCCUCAGUGAGAGGGAACCACAUUAUCUCUGGCAUGUGUGAUGCCUGGCAGGGGAAGACCAUCAGGGUGCCAAAGAUCAAACCAUCCAUGCUGGGCUGCAACAUCAUCCGUGUGGAGUACGCUCUGAUGAUCUACGUCCACAUCCCUGGUAGUGAGAAGCUGAUCCUGGAGCUGCCGCUGGUCAUUGGGACUGCCGGUCUAGGCAGCCGCAGCAGCAGCGUGAGCAGCCAGGAGGGCUCGGUCAGCAACGCCUCUCAGAGCUGGGUGUCCCUCAGGAUGCCCUCUGAGCCGCCCAGCUACGCCGACAUCACCCGCGACUGCCGCCUGGACCAGCCCCUCACACCUCUGCUGGACGACUUCGACGGAGACGACAGCCCCAUCUUCAUGAACACUCCAGCCUUCCAGUUCCCACCGCCACCUGUAUACACUGAGGCAGAGGAGGAGUACAGUGGCAAUGCUCGCAUGAUGCCAGUCUGCUGAAGUCCAGCAGGGAUUCUGAGACUGUGGUCCAGCUCUCAGGGACCAUUCAUCUAAGGCACUUGAAAAGGAGCAGAAGGUCCAAACUCCAGAGGGAGACAUGUCGGAUGGAAAACUAAAGCCGAGACUGGAGGUGGACAGAAUGAUGCUUUCCGGUUCUGUUAGCUGUCUUCACCACGCUUUUCAGGUGGUAGAUGUGGAGGUGGCACCAUGGAGUCUGUGGUGUUCCAUAUCAGAAUAAGCUGUCCUUCCAGAGACUCUUUAACUGUCAGGGUCUCACUGUCCAUUCGCAGCCACUUUAUAAUCUGUUAAUGGGGCCAAAUGUUGUAAGAGUCAGCCCAAAGCCUGCUGUGACAUCUUUGCUUUUUUUGGGUUUGUCUUUUCCUCAUAAUGCUUUGUCAUUCCAGUCAAACCCUGUGUUUUUAAGGGAUUUUGCUUGUGGAACCAUCCAUUUUACUGAUAGAAGUCAGCUUCUGUUGCUGUAAAAAGAAUUGUCUAAUGUUGUUGCCUCUUGAGAAUUACAGCAUGUAGAAUAAUCGUCAUCAGAUGCUAAUAGAAUGUCAUGCAGCAUCCAUAUUUUCCUAUGUACCAGUGUUUGAAAAUAUUCCUUUGUUUUAUUGCACUUGAUUGACGUAUUUUGCUCCACUUCUGCCCACAAGAGUUUCUGUUUGUUUAGUUUGAACUGUGUUUGGCAGGUGGAGAGUGAAUUUUUUUUGAAGUAAAUCACUCCAAAGUUGUUUGAACCUCACAUUUAAUUUCCAAACCCCAGUUUAGUGAUUGGCUGUUUUUUGUUUUUUCUUGACACUGUUAGUGCCAAACGUGAUUUGUACAGAUGACAUGCUCUGAUACCAUGGAACGCACCUUAUUUGAGGAUAAUCAUUGUAUCUGUUCUGCAGUUGUCCUAGACGAUAUUUCACUGUGAGAUCUCCACUGUGGUGAUUUCACAACUUCUGUUCUUUCAGGGCAUAAAGAAAAUCACUGUUAAAGACUGAUUUGUGAGAAAGUAUGUUUGCAAUGCAUCCUUGAUACUUCAAAGUAUUUUUGUAUGAAACCCUAUGGGUUAGUUUUUUUUUAUUAAAGAAAUGUUGAAAAAUA